AUGUCUCAACGUUCAACAUGGAUUCAUCUUCAUGGAGAAUUGCUGCCAGGAUUGGAAAUAAUAGACCAACUAGAUAAUAGUAAAUUCCGAUCUCUUAUCGUUUAUGUGUGCGAGGCCAUGCAUUAUGAUCCUGAAGAAAGAAUAUUUAAUAAGGAUCGAGUGGAACAACUGCUGCUUUCUAGGCUUGACAAAAAAAAGUUAACUAUUGCACUAAAUACUAUUAAAGAUAUUUAUGCAAACGCUGCUUAUUACGUCAUAAAACCAUCAGAUUUAGAAGCAAAUAUCAAAAGUAUUUUUAAAUUAAAUGAAGACAAACUGUCGAUCUUGGCACAAGGCUGGAUGGCUUAUGGAGCAGGCAUUAUAAAGAAUUUUAAGCAACGUUCUAUUUUUCCUACUCAGGUGGUAAAUUGGAAUUGGUCUCUGAAUGUUCAAUCGUCAUCUUCUGUAUUUCCUAAAGAUGCGCAACAAACUGCUUUAAUACAAUUAAUUCUUAGUGUGACAGCUGAUAUGGCUGAUGUUAUGCGUGAUACUAAUACUACGAUGACAGUGGAAUUCAACAAGUCGCAAUUAACGGCACUUUAUGAUAAUAUGGCAAAAAUUCAAAGUCAACUAGAUAAACUUAAUCUUUAAGAUUGCAGAAUUUUAAUAGUUAUUAUGUAAAUAUACAUGCAUCAUUGAAUUAAAUUCCUUCUA
This is a messenger RNA of Pogonomyrmex barbatus (red harvester ant), 693 nucleotides long. RefSeq names its product COMM domain containing 10 protein valette (gene Vlet). Lineage: Eukaryota; Metazoa; Arthropoda; Insecta; Hymenoptera; Formicidae. The record is from RefSeq and is a predicted model, not a curated record.